Molecule: messenger RNA, 1281 nt
Organism: Arabidopsis arenosa
Lineage: Eukaryota; Viridiplantae; Streptophyta; Magnoliopsida; Brassicales; Brassicaceae
Source: the annotation of a GenBank genome assembly
AUAACCGAUCCGAAUCAAGGAUGGUAACACAAACCGAAAUAAUCCAAACCGGGAUUAUGAAAUAAAAAAACUCAGUUACCAAAUUGUUUCUGCGAAUUUCGUUUUGAAUUUGGGAAAAGAGAGAAAUGAGUUUCUUCACUGUUGCUUGCUCUGCGCCAAGAUCUUCCAUGCUUCUCACCGGCUUGAAUUCGAGCUUCUCCGUUGUGCAUCGCAGUCCACUAUCGGUAUUUCCGGCGACGAUAUCAUCCCGGAGCGUGAAACCUCCGGUAUGCCUCGCCGCUGUUUCGUCUGAUUCCGUACCCGAACCUGAAUCCAAAAAUCAAACUCGGUCUCGUCGCCAAAAGAAGGAAGUAGUCACACCAAGUGCUGAAACCGAGAACAAUGACAAGUUCCCGACAAAGGUCCGGCGUAAAUCGAAGCGCGGGCGACGAAGCGAAGCAGACGCUGUGGAAGACUACGUGAGAAGCUCCCUCGAGAAAACUUUCUCCACCAUAAGAGAACAGAAUCCGGAGGUUUUUGAGAACAAAGAGAAGGCGAAUUUCAUCAAAGACAGAGGCGUUGAUGAAGAGGGAGAAGAAGAAGGAGAGAUGGUGGUGGAAGAGGAAGAUCCAGAUUGGCCAGUAGAUACAGACGUUGGAUGGGGAAUCAAAGCUUCAGAGUAUUUCGAUACACAUCCAAUCAAAAACGUUGUUGGAGAAGAUGGGACUGAGAUUGAUUGGGAAGGUGAGAUUGAUGAUAGUUGGGUCAAGGAGAUCAAUUGUCUGGAGUGGGAAAGCUUCGCUUUUCAUCCUAGUCCACUCGUUGUCCUCGUAUUCGAGCGAUACAAAAGGGCUAGUGAUAACUGGAAGACAUUGAAGGAGCUUGAGAAAGCUAUCAAAGUUUAUUGGGAUGCAAAAGAUCGAUUACCUCCACGGGCGGUUAAGAUUGACCUGAACAUCGAGACAGAUUUGGCAUAUGCUCUUAAAGCUAAGGAAUGCCCACAGAUUCUCUUCUUACGCGGAAACCGGAUUCUGUAUAGGGAGAAAGACUUUCGCACAGCGGAUGAAUUGGUUCAUAUGAUUGCGCAUUUCUACUAUAAAGCGAAGAGACCUUCGUGGGUCGACAAGGCUAAUGUAACCCCGUACUGUUAGUGUGUAACAAGAACAGAGUAGUUUCACUCAAAAGGUCAGUCUAGGAAAAGAGUUUCAUAAACUUCAGACAUAUAGAUUCAUACAUUGUAACAUUUUUGUAUGUUCUAUGCAAUAUAAAGUUGUUCCCAAGUAAUGAAUUUUACUCGUCAAU